Messenger RNA from Pseudovirgaria hyperparasitica, 1195 nucleotides. RefSeq names its product cellulase. The coding region runs from base 1 to 1173 and encodes 390 amino acids. Gene Ontology annotation, biological process: cellulose catabolic process. Gene Ontology annotation, molecular function: hydrolase activity, hydrolyzing O-glycosyl compounds. The transcript is spliced from 4 exons. Lineage: Eukaryota; Fungi; Ascomycota; Dothideomycetes; Acrospermales; Acrospermaceae. The record is from RefSeq and is a predicted model, not a curated record.
AUGAAGUACAUUCUCGGUGCCGUGGCUGCGUUUGCUACCGCUUCACUGGCUGCUCCAGCUCUUGAGGUCGCACCUCGUCAGGCUUCUGGCUGUGCUUCUCCGGUCACUCUCACUGGCAAUCCAUUUGCGUCAAAGACACUGCAUCCAAACAACUUCUACCGCGCAGAAGUCACCGCUGCCGCAGCUGCAAUUAGUGAUGCAAGUCUGAAGGCUUCUGCCCUGAAGGUUGCCAACGUAGGAUCCUUUCUGUGGAUCGACACCAUUGCGAAUAUUGCCAGGAUCGAGCCAGCGCUCAAAGACGUGCCAUGCAACAACAUCUUGGGUCUUGUCAUCUACGAUCUGCCAGGACGUGAUUGUGCUGCCAAGGCCUCCAAUGGAGAGCUCCCAGUGGGAUCAAUCAACCGUUAUAAGACCGAAUACAUUGACCCCAUUGUCAAGCUGAUCAAGGCACACCCCAAUACCGCCUUCGCCCUCGUCAUCGAGCCCGACUCGCUUCCUAACCUGGUAACCAACGCCAACCUUGCUACCUGUCAGAGCUCUGCCUCUGGCUAUCGUGAGGGCGUUGCCUAUGCCUUGAAGAAUUUGAACCUCCCGAACGUCAUCAUGUACCUCGACGCCGGACAUGGCGGCUGGCUCGGCUGGGACGCAAACCUAACUCCAGGCGCACAAGAACUCGCAUCGGCAUGGAAGAACGCCGGCUCACCCGCCCAACUCCGUGGCGUCUCCUCCAACGUCGCCGGAUGGAACGCAUGGAUCAAAACCCCCGGCGAAUUCGAAAACACGCCAGACGGGAAGUACAACAAGGCGCAAGACGAGAAGCGCUACGUGCAGUACUUUGGUGCGGCACUGGCAGCGGCCGGGAUGCCGAACAAGUUCAUCGUCGACACGGGCCGCAACGCCGUGCAGGGCCUGCGUCUGGAGUGGGGUGACUGGUGCAAUGUCAACGGCGCGGGCUUCGGGGUGCGGCCGACGAGCAACACGGGCGAUGCUGGCGUGGAUGCGUUCGUGUGGGUGAAGCCGGGUGGUGAGAGUGAUGGCACGAGCGAUACGAGCGCGGUCAGGUAUGAUUCGUUCUGUGGCAAGAAUGAUGCGUACAAGCCGGCGCCUGAGGCUGGCACGUGGAAUCAAGCUUACUUUGAGAUGUUGCUCCGGAAUGCGAAGCCGGCGUUUUGAGGAUGGGGAGGACGGGGAGGAU